GACAUGUACUCUUUUUAACCUAUGCGGGGAACGUCCGGGAUAGUUUUUGCUAAUUGUCCGGGAUUGUCCUCUUUUCAUCACCAAAAAAAAGUUGUUUAAUAUUCUUUAUGUAUUUCCUAUUCUUAAACCCAAUCGCGACUAAUAAGAUUAAAGAAAUAAACAGAACCAAUCAUUUUGAAAGAGAAAUUCAAAACGAACAGAAUUUCAUUGAACAGAAUUUACACAAACAGAAUUUUUUGGCUGUCAAACGUCAAUGUCAUCUUUUUCAGUUGGUGGAUUGGAUUUGCACCUAAAUGUUUUUGUUUUUCAUUUAAUUUUGUGGGCGUAAAGAAAACAAAUUUUUUAUUAUAAAAGAGUGUUAAAGCUGCUCACAAUGCCAAGACGAAAAUGUACUUUCAAUGAAGAUUUGAGGACAAAGUUUACUUCUUUUAAAAAAGGAAAAUACGACUGGGAGGUGUGCUGCUCCAUUUGUAAUUGUACAAUUUCAAUUGCAAAUAAAGGUAGAAGGGACAUCGAAGAUCACGUUAAGUCCGAAAAACAUUCCAAAAAUUUACGAGCGUCAACAUCGUCAGCAGCGUUGGAUUCGUUUGUUGUAAGGCGACCGGCAGCUGACCAAAAACAUUUAAAGGCAGCAGAGGCAACAAUUGCAUACCACACUGUUUUUCAUCACCAAUCAUUCAAUUCACUCGAUUGCACCAUCAAAUUAAACCAAAAGAUAUACUUCGACUCAAACAUUUGCAAGCAACUGUCCUGUGCACGAACUAAGGCUACUGCAAUAAUCACCAACGUUAUUGCCCCUUUUUCUAUAUCACAGGUACUAUGUGAUUUAAAAACAAUUGCUUUUAUAAGUGUUCAAACAGAUGCUAGUAACCAUUUAGCCUUGAAAAUGUUCCCUGUUUUAAUAAGAUAUUACGAUUUUAAAAAUGGUGGAACUAAAAGCAAGAUUCUGAAUCUUGCAUUCGAAAAAAAUGAAAAAUCCGACACUAUAACCCAGCUGAUUGUAGAAACUCUUACAAAAAAUAAUUUAUUAACAAAAUGUAUUGGGUUUUGUGCUGAUAACUGCAAUACCAACUUCGGUGGCCGACAGAGGAAAGGUUCGAAUAAUGUGUAUUCGAAGUUGAAAUUAUUAGUAAACCAAAAUAUGAUCGGUGUAGGCUGCCCACCACAUGUAUUGAACAAUGCAAUCUUUCACGGAUGUGAUACUCUCCCCGUUGAUGUUGAUAUAAUCAUUGUUAAAAUAUAUAACUACUUCUCUAUAUAUACUGUCAGAACGGAAAGACUUCGAGAUUUUGCUGAAUUCCUUGACAAUGAAUACAAGCCACUUUUAUACCAUUCAAAAACCAGGUGGCUUUCUUUAUAUCCUGCAGUUGAACGCCUUUUGCUCAUGUUUGAAGUCUUAAAAUCCUAUUUCGAAGAAGUUGAGAACCCACCAAAAAUAUUGAUUGAAUUCUUCAAAGAUGAUUUGAGUGAGGCGUAUUUAUUUCUAGUUCAUUCUCUUAUGUCUAUUUUUAAUUUUAAUAUUCAAGAUAUAUCUAUUAUUGAGACCGUGAAUGUUUUACAAAAUAUUGUAAGCAAUAUACAAGAGCGAAUCAAUAGUAAUUUUAUUCCUAUUAAAAUUAAGUCUAUCAUGAAAAAGCUUGUUGAAUCUGGUUUACAAGAAAAAUUAGCUCGACCAUGUGAGUUUGGCGAUUUUUUGUCGGCAGCCCUUCGUGAUCGGUUAAUUUGCGGAUUAUAUAACGAAAAUAUACAAAAAAGAUUGCUUUCGGAAGAAAACAUCUCAUUUGAAACGGCGUGUACUAAAGCUAUCAGCAUGGAAGUUGCCUUGAUCGGAACGAAGGCAAUGCACCACGAUGAUGCUGUUGCAGCUGUUAAAUCGUCUAAAAAGCCACAAUCUCAAGCUAAGUGUGGCCGUCAACAUAAUCCAUCAACCUGUCCUGCACAGCACUGGAAGUGUUUCGCAUGGAAUCAAAAAGGACAUACAUCGAAAGUAUGCAGAAAAGGGUGUUUAAAGGAAAAAACUUCAAAGCCAAUAAGGAAAGUCGGAGACUCGGAGUCAUCAGAUGAGUAUACGGAUGAUGCACUCAAUUAUGUAAACACAGUCGUAAGUCAAAUUGGUAAGGACGUUCCAAUUUUAUCUGAGAAAACUAUUGUUUGUCAAGAGAUUCUUGAGAAUCUUACUGUAAGCAAAAUUAGUCCAUUGUUGGUGACCAACUAUAAGUUGGCAACGCUGUGCAAGUAA
Molecule: messenger RNA, 2239 nt
Organism: Eupeodes corollae
Lineage: Eukaryota; Metazoa; Arthropoda; Insecta; Diptera; Syrphidae
Exons: 4
Coding region: 374-2239 (621 amino acids)
Source: RefSeq, a predicted model, not a curated record